GAGUUGAGUCCCGGGGGGAGUUGAAGCCGGAAAGGAAGAGAACGACAACCACAACAACAACAACCAACCAACCAACAACUUCACAAAAACAACCUCAACUUGUCGACUUGGUACAUAAUCAAAACGAUAUCCUCAUCAGAACCCAGCAUGGAUCAUCAACCUUCAUCACCCCCAACUCAAACUCAAACUCAAACUCAGCCAACCAACAAUACCCAGCAACAACAACAACAACAACAACAGGCUGACUGUCUCAUGGCCGAUGUCUCAACCAAAAGACUCAACCUACCCAUCCAACCUGUCGCCUCUAGCAGCUCAUCCGUCAUCAGGUCACCCUCCGCAGCCAUCUCACAGUUCGGACCUCGUCUAGGACUCACCUGCUUCUCGAACCCUAUCCCCGAUCCACUCACCCUCAACUCAACCCAUGGAUUCAUUCAGUCAAACCUCCAACCCGUCUACUGGUUUACCAUCGACAGUCUACUCAUUUAUCUCAGCUUCUAUCAAGACACCGGCCCCUUGAAUUGUGCCUGUUUAUAUAGGUUUUGUUUACAUCUACACGAGUUACUGGAAGACUCAUCCAUGUCAGAUCGUCGGAUCAUACUAUAUUCAUCAGAUGACCCUGAUAAAAAGGCAAACGCGGCUCUACUCAUGGCACUAUAUUGCAUGAUUGUGCUCAGAUGGAGCGUAGCAGACGCGCUGCAUCCAAUUUCUCAUUUAGAACUCCAACCGUUUCGGGACGCGGGCUACUCUAGGGCAGAUUUCAACCUAACAAUACAAAAUGUCUUAUUUGGCGUCAAGAAGGCGAUUGAUCUGAGACUAUUAAAACUAGAAGAAUUCGACCUCAAAGAAUACGAGACCUUCGAGAAGGUUGAACAUGGCGAUUACAAUUGGCUCUCCCCCCACUUUAUCGCCUUCGCCUCACCAGUCGAAUCAGCAAAUGGGAGAAUAGGGAAAGCCUUCAAACUCAUCUUGGAUCAAUUUGAACGCGUCGGAGUCAAACUGGUGAUUCGUCUCAACAAGAAACUCUACGAUGAAACUCGGUUUACCAAAAGGGGGAUUGCUCACCGGGAAAUGUACUUUGAUGAUGGCACAAAUCCUACGAUGGAAAUGGUGCGGGAGUUCAUUACGAUUUCCGAAAGAAUCAUUGGCGAGGGCGGCGUUGUGGCGGUUCACUGCAAAGCUGGACUCGGACGAACCGGAACCUUGAUCGGAGCAUAUCUUAUUUACAAGUAUCGGUUCACAGCUGAAGAAGCUAUUGGAUUCAUGAGAAUCAUGAGGCCUGGAACAUGUGUCGGACCUCAACAGCACUUCCUAUACGAAAAUCAGCUGACGUGGAUUGAAUGGGCAGCAAGGGAUGAAUUGCUAGCUGAACAACAAGCACAAAUCAGUCCCAGCAAAACUGAACGUCCGAUCACUCCACCACCUGAAAGUCUGGUACCGGCCAUAGCACUAUCCUCUGCGACAUCGACCCCACCACCAAAGUCACUGACAGCAGGGACAUCAGCCAUGCCGGCGAGUGCCGUGCCAGGCAAACAGAGUAAAAGUCUGAUUGAGCAGGAGGAAGCUCAGGAGCAAACGAGUGAGGGAGAAGAAGAGGAAGAAACACAAGUGAUCCCCAAUCGGCCCAUCACUCGACAAGUGCUUGCUCACAAAUUAGCACCCGGAUCGCCUGUCAAGAUCAGCAAUCCAGUGCCUGCUGCAAAAACUCGGCCACGACCGGCUUCUGCCAUGUCAGAUCAUCGACCAAAGAGCACUGCGCCAGUUCCUGGGAUCGUCCGACGAAGCAAAGCCGUCAAAGAUCUUGGGACGCUCUUCGAAGGCACCUCGACCAAGGCUGGCGACCAGAAAACAACCGCCAUCCCGACGCGAUAUAACCUCCGUGGUGCCGGUACAAGAGCGGUCUCGGGGGCAAGCUCGAAUAAUGGGAACCGGGCCAAUGGUAACAACAACCCGACCUCUCCCAGUCGAUUGCCGCAGCGGGUUGCUGGGGUUAAGAAGAGAGGAUGCACGGCGAAUGGGCCUUCGAAUGUGCACAAGGACGAGCUGCUGAACUUGCGAGUCACCGAGGUCCGCAACGGAACCAGCCACCAUCAUCUUCGUGAUCACAAGCAUCUCAAUGGGGCUCCCAAUAACCUUAAUCCUCUCGAUCGUAGAAACGUCGGUGCUUCACUCGGCUUGGACGAGGAUCAGAGGAGCGUUCGGAGGAGACGGUCUAGCUUGAGUCAUACCGAUCUGGCUAUCUAA
Puccinia graminis f. sp. tritici CRL 75-36-700-3 is the source of this 2241-nucleotide messenger RNA. RefSeq lists its product as uncharacterized. The record is from RefSeq and is a predicted model, not a curated record. Gene Ontology annotation, cellular component: nucleolus; centrosome; spindle pole. Bases 148 to 2241 code for a protein of 697 amino acids. Gene Ontology annotation, biological process: protein dephosphorylation; regulation of exit from mitosis; microtubule cytoskeleton organization. The transcript has 8 exons. Gene Ontology annotation, molecular function: protein tyrosine/serine/threonine phosphatase activity; protein serine/threonine phosphatase activity. Lineage: Eukaryota; Fungi; Basidiomycota; Pucciniomycetes; Pucciniales; Pucciniaceae.